Messenger RNA from Alligator sinensis (Chinese alligator), 7048 nucleotides. RefSeq names its product dehydrogenase E1 and transketolase domain containing 1 (gene DHTKD1). The transcript has 17 exons. Gene Ontology annotation, molecular function: oxoglutarate dehydrogenase (succinyl-transferring) activity; thiamine pyrophosphate binding. Gene Ontology annotation, biological process: tricarboxylic acid cycle. The coding region runs from base 139 to 2652 and encodes 837 amino acids. Lineage: Eukaryota; Metazoa; Chordata; Crocodylia; Alligatoridae. The record is from RefSeq and is a predicted model, not a curated record.
CCCGACAGCGCCCGCGCUGCCCGCGCCGACAGGGCGACAGGGGCCGUUGACCACGGUCUUGCCCGUUUAGUAGGGGCGUACCAUGAGCAUGGCCACAAAGCCGCCAAAAUUAACCCUUUGUUUGCUGGUCAAGCGGUGAUGGAUAUGGUACCUGAAAUUCGAAUGCUGUCGGAAGUUCUUCAAGGGCCUUUCAACAUCACAGGACUUCUGAACAUGGGGAAGGAAGAAGUGUCCCUAGAGGAUGUGCUGGCUUACCUUGAUCACAUAUACUGCGGGCACAUUUCUAUAGAGACGAGCCAGCUGCCAAGCCCAGAGGAGAGAGACUGGUUUGCUAAAAGGUUUGAGGAGCUAAAACAAGAAGCAUUUACAACCGAAGAGAAAAAGCAUUUGUCCAAGGUGAUGUUGGAGUCCCAGGAAUUUGACCACUUCUUGGCCACCAAGUUUGCCACGGUGAAGCGAUAUGGGGGUGAAGGAGCAGAGAGUAUGAUGGGCUUUUUCCAUGAGUUGUUCAAGAUGUGUGCAUAUAGUGGGGUGACGGACGUAGUUCUUGGCAUGCCCCAUCGCGGAAGGCUUAAUCUCCUCGCUGGGCUGCUUCAGUUUCCACCAGAGCUUAUGUUUCGCAAGAUGCGUGGGUUGAGCGAGUUCCCAGAGAAUUCACCUGCGAUUGGAGAUGUCCUUUCCCACCUGACAUCCUCUGUUGAUCUAGACUUUGGAUCGCACCGUCCUGUGCAUGUCACCUUGCUGCCUAACCCCUCCCAUCUAGAAGCCAUUAACCCAGUGGCUGUUGGAAAGACACGGGGAAGGCAACAGUCAGUGCUAGACGGAGAUUACUCUCCAGACAGCUCUGCCCAGCCUGGAGACAAAGUCAUCUGCCUGCAGGUUCACGGUGAUGGUGCUUUCUCUGGUCAAGGGAUUGUUCCUGAAACGUUGACGCUCUCUAAUCUCCCACAUUUCAGAGUUGGUGGAAGCAUCCAUCUGAUUGUUAACAACCAGCUGGGAUAUACCACUCCUCCAGAACGAGGGAGAUCAUCACUGUACUGUAGCGACAUUGGUAAGAUAAUUGGGUGUGCAAUUAUCCACGUGAAUGCGGAUGAUCCUGAAGAAGUCAUCCGAGCCACACGCCUAGCUGUCGAAUACCAGCGCAACUUCCGACGGGAUGUGGUUGUUGACUUGCUGUGUUACAGACAGUGGGGUCACAAUGAACUCGACGAGCCGUUCUUCACAAAUCCCGGCAUGUACAAAAUCAUUAGAUCUCGUAAGAGCAUCCCAGAUACAUAUGCAGAGCAGCUAGUAACUGGUGGACUCAUGACUGAGGACGAAGUAUCAGAGAUAAAGACAUCAUACUACUCCAAACUGAACAACCAUCUUGCCAACAUGACGUUGUAUACUCCUCCUCCCACUAACCUGCAGGCGCACUGGAGUGGCAUGGUGGAACCCACGGCUAGGAUCACCACGUGGGACACGGGUGUGCCUGUGUCGCUCCUCCAGUUCAUUGGAAUCAAGUCCGUGGAGGUUCCUGAAGAGCUCCAAAUGCACAGCCACCUUCUGAAGACAUAUGUGCAGGCAAGAAAACAGAAAGUGGAGGAGGGAACAAAAUUGGACUGGGCUACGGCUGAAGCAUUAGCUUUUGGAGCCCUGCUCAGCCAAGGGUUUAAUAUCCGAUUAAGUGGACAGGAUGUCGGCAGGGGAACGUUCAGCCAACGACAUGCAAUGUUGGUUUGCCAAGAGACGGACGACACUUACAUCCCUCUGAACCACAUGUCCCCAGACCAGAAGGGCUUCCUAGAGGUGAGCAACAGCCCCCUGUCCGAAGAAGCAGUGCUUGGUUUUGAAUAUGGAAUGAGUAUUGAGAGUCCCAAAUUAUUACCAAUUUGGGAGGCUCAGUUUGGCGAUUUCUUCAAUGGGGCCCAGAUAAUAUUUGACACUUUCAUUUCUGGAGGUGAAGCUAAGUGGCUCCUGCAGAGUGGAAUUGUCAUUCUUCUUCCCCACGGCUAUGAUGGCGCAGGCCCUGAACACUCGUCCUGUCGAUUAGAACGCUUCUUGCAGAUGUGUGACAGCUCAGAGGAGGGAGUUGAUGGUGACAAUGUGAAUAUGUCAGUGGUGCAUCCAACCACCCCAGCACAAUAUUUCCAUUUACUCCGAAGGCAGAUGAUUCGAAACUUCCGGAAACCGCUAAUCAUUGCCUCUCCCAAAAUGCUCCUCAGGCUCCCGGCUGCUGUGUCAGGUCUUCAGGAAUUGGCUCCAGGGACAACGUUCCGGCCAGUCAUUGGCGAUUCAUCGAUUGACCCAAAAAGCGUCACCCGGGUGGUGCUGUGUUCGGGCAAACAUUAUUAUGCCUUGGUGAAACAGAGGGAAGCCCUUGGAGAACAGCAGCGCAGCACUGCCAUCAUCAGACUUGAAGAGCUGUGCCCUUUCCCUCUGGAAGCUCUUCAGCAAGAAAUGAACAAAUACAAGAAUGCCAAAGAUUUUAUUUGGAGUCAGGAGGAACCACAGAACAUGGGUCCCUGGACCUUUGUGUCACCAAGGUUUGAGAAGCAGUUAGCAUGUAAGCUCCAUCUUGUGAGCCGACCUCCCUUACCAGCUCCGGCAGUGGGCAUUGGAACAUUACAUCAGCAGCAACAAGAACACAUACUUACCAAAACGUUUGCUUAAAGCCUUUCUACUUAAACAGCUACAAUUCCCUAUGUAUAAUAACUUUUUUUCAAAGAACUUGCAUGGAGGAGGAAAAACCACUAGGCCUUUUAGUUCCAAAAGGCAAGAACAAAUCAGGAACUGUUCUGUAAAGAGCAGGGAAAUCUUUAAAUGUACUGAUGCAAACAAACCUAUGCUGACCCCUGCCUGUCCAGCUCCGACUAGGCACAUCUACACGUACCCCCCACAGUGCAUUCGUUACUGUGCUGUCCUUUAGUACUUGCUUUAGGAAGUACUAAAUGACAGCACAUUGUUAUUUUUAGCAGCUAUGGUGCCGUGGCGACGCACUAUAGCGAGGUAGCUCAUUGCUACAACGACAUAGUGUCAGUGUCACGGUUUGUGCCUCACAGUCGCCAUAGUGACAAGCUACAUCACCAUAGUGCAGGGGUUAUCAGUCGGGGGUACAUGUACCCCUGGGGGUACUUGGAAAGGCCACAGGGGGCAUGCGGCGCAGAGAAGUGGGGGUACUUCUGGUUUUGCCGGUGGCGCUUUUGGUUUCGCCACUGUGGGUGGAGGACCCUCGCUUCCACUGCCCGUGGAUCAGCUGCCAGGGGACUCCCCCUUCCAACCCCCGCUGCUCGUCAACAGGCUGGGGGACUCCCUGCUUCUCAACCAGAUGCCAAAAAAGGUUGAAAACCCCUGCCAUAGUGCAUCACUACAGCAACAUGGCGUCUUGUAUAGAUGCACCCACUGAGGAUGAUUCUUACUGUCCUUUUGUAUUUUUUACAUUAUGUAAAAUCAAACCCAUUGUGAGAUCAGUGUGUUCACUGGAAAAAAAAAAAUCAAUGCGUUUAUAAAGAAUUAUAUAAUAAAGAGACCCCCUAGUUCACUUUUCCCCCUUUUUAAAUUUAGACUUAAAUCUCAGGAGAAUGCUGGCAUCUAUGCCACUUCGUCUGUAAAAAUAGUGUUCUUCCUUGACCUGAGCGACAUUUUCAGCAGAGCCUCAAAAGAGGUAUAAACUCAUCUAUUUUCGCACCACCGUAAACAGAGCCUCCACGUUGGGUUUGAGCCAUAAAAGCAUAGCAGUCUGGAGGAUCAUAGUGAUGCUGCAACCUGUGGUGAGGUGAAGCAGAGCAGUAGCCUCAAGCCAGCAAUUUUCUUCAGGAAAAAAAACAUCACUUGUCCAUUUUAGGCAACUUGCCAUUUUCUCAGAUCAAAUUAAUCAAAAUGGCUAUUACUUAGCUCACCGUCAAAGCACAAGCCAUUCCCAUUCAACCAUGCGUGCCAAUGGGGAUAUGUGGAUAACCAUGCUAGUGUUCUGAGUUUCUGUUUGUAAUUUCCUAGAGAUUUUUAAAAAACAAGACAGAAAAAUAGCAAUACCAUGAUAUGGCAUCAUUUUGAAGCCAGCACAAGCCGUGAGCAUGGUUGUCAGCUUUUAAUUCCACUGUUCAGACUUGUCACUAGAGCUAAUGGAGUAACAGGUAGCAGUUGUAGUUGGCCAUCCUACAUCUUCCAUGAGCUAGCACAGGAGCUGGGUGAGAUUAAAUACUGUGGGGCAAGUCACAGAUAAUGCUCCCUUCUCCUCAACUGAUUCCUGUCUCAGUCCUGCCUCUUCGCUAGCCCUAGCUCACACAGGCCCAUUCGCUUUUUCCCAGGUCUUAGGAAAGAGCCAUUUUAGUCUCCCAAGUCUUAAUCUCCCCCUAAGUGCUCCUUAGCUAAUUCAAGUCUCCUUGCUUAACCAACCCCCAAAUGCUCUGAUUCCUUAUCUGAUCUGUUCCUCCUUACCACCCUGUUGACCCCAGUCUCUCUCCCUCAGCUUCUCCUCCAGUCUUAAUUAUGCUUUCUUUGAUUCCUGCCCUAGUGUUUUUGCCCAGUCACCACUCCCAAUUCUUUCCAUUCACUUCGGGCAAUUAAUGCUAUAAAGGCUUACUGUGCAGUAAGAUACUGCACAGUAAGCCUUUCCUAGGAGCACAUCUACAUGUGCCCCCUGUUGGGAGCAAAUCUGCUCCCAAAGAGAACCACCCACUACAGGACUGAUCCAACCUUGCUUUAGCCUCAGUAGUAGCCAGGGGGAGCUCCAGACUUUCCCUGGGUGUUAACCUGAGGGUUGGUAGGGAGUACAGGGCCCAUCCCCAUCUGCACAGGCCCAGGAGAGCUGCCAGCUGCAGAGGCAACUGCCUCCUUACCCCAUACACAUCGGGGGGGUCCUGAUAUGCACAAGGCUGGGAGAUGGCUGCCGCUGCAGAGCUCUCCCACCUCGUGCACAUGGGGACAAGUUUUGUGCCCAGCAGGGCUUCCCUGCACAGUCCAGGGCUGGCUGGGAACUGUCUCCCUUCUGGGGUAGCUCCUAGCCAGCCCUGGGACGCAUGAGGAUUUUCCCAGCCAGCCCAGAGCUGAACAGGAACCGUCCCAGUUCUGCGGCAGGUCCGAGGAAGCUCCGGGCUGUGCCGAUUUCCCCGCAGAGCCCAGAGCUGGCUGGGCGCUGCCCCAAAGGGAGGACAGUUCCUGGCCACCCCUGGGCUGGGCAAGGAAAUCCUUGUGCAGCCCAGACCUGGCUGGGACCUGCCCCAGUACUGGGACAGUUCCCAGUCAGCCCCCAGCUGCGCAGGGAAGCAGGGAGCUCCCGAGUCCCAGUGCUGCUCGGCUCUCAGCUCCUGCAGGGAGCCAGGAGCUGAACAGUGCCAAGGCAGAGGUGGGGGCAGAGAGCUACCCCAUUCCCACACUGCUCGCCUCCCAGCUCCUGGGGAGUUGGGAAAUAAGUAGUGCCAGGACUGGGGAGUUCUCUGUUCCCUGUGGCCCCCUAGUCUUGGGGUUGACUGGGAGCAAAUUUGCUCCUGGCCAGCAUUUACACAUGCUCUAUUGGCACAGGAACUACUGCACAGUUAGUUUACUACCUGUAUUUAUGGGUAGUAUCUAAUUCCGCAAUAGACUAAUUUACUGCACAGUAAAUGUAUGCAUGUGUAGAUGGUGACGCUUUACUGUGCAGUAGAUUAGUCUGUUGUGGCGUUAGUUACUACCCAUAAAUACAGGUAGUAAACUAACUGCGCAGUUAGUUAGUACACUAACUUGGUAGAUUAAUCUACUGAGUAGUUAAUCAUUUUGCGUAGACACCCUUUAGUUCUUAGUUCGCUCUCCUCCUCCUACUCAGCUCCCAAACUGUCUACCACACAGUCUAAGCUGAACACAAAAAUACGAUAUGAGAAGAGAUGACCUCAAGCAAACAGUUUUAUCUUCCAUGGAUAUUGGUCAUUUAAAACAUCCACCCCAAAUCUGUUUUGAGAUAGAAAAUACAUAAAACCAAUCCAUUUUAGAAAACUUACAAUGAUCUUGCAAGUGCAUCUGUUUUUUUGCCCUCAGGAAAUAAAAGGAUGUUGUGUGUCAAACAGCAGAGAUAACAAUCGGACAUGGAGAAGUAUUUACUUUUCCUAGAUGGCAAUCACAGGAUAUUUUAAAUCAAAUUUCUGACAGUCUAUACCCUAAAAUGUUUCCCUAUUCUUCUGUAUGACAUAGUGUACGGCAUCUGUAGUCUUUAUAUGACAUUUGGUUUCUGUAUGACAAUAUUACUCAAGCUCUUCUGGGUCAUGUACCCCUCUUAAGUUUGUUAAACCAGCGUGUCUAGGCUUCCAUUUCACACAUAAUACAAAAAGUAAUAUUUUACCCUACAAUAAGCACAUGGUUUUCUCUCCAGCAAUUAAUUAAUUAUUGUUGAGUUGUUCAACAUUUUUUCUCUUUUCUCCUUCUAUAUUUCCCCUUCCCCACUCUACUUUCCUAUUCCUUCUUCACACAUACCCCGUGCCAUGUACUCUCUAAGAAACACUGAUUUAUUAUAAAAAUGGGGUUGGGCUCAAUCUCAAGGGUCCUCUAAUCCAACCCCUUGCAUAAAUGCAGGACAUAAACCACCUCUGUCAAAACUGUUAUCCAGCCUUUUCUUGAAAAUUUCCAAGAAAGGAGAUUGCGCAGCUUCUCUGGACAGCUUGUUCCAUCGUCUGACUGUUCUGAUAACAAGGAAUUUGUGUCCAAGAUUAAAUCUGCUUUUCUGCUGUUUAAACCCAAUGCUUUGUGUUCUGCUCUCUGUAGUGAGGCAGAACAGUAUUUUCCCCCUCUUCUUUCUGGCAGCCUUUCAAAGAUUUGAAAACUGCUAUCAUGGCCCUUAACCUCCUUUUCACCAGGCUAAGCCUACCUAGUUCUUGCAGUCUUUUCUCACAAAGCUCACAUUGUAACCCCUGUAUCAUCUUUGUUGCUUGCCUCUGGAUCCUUUCCAGUUUCUCUAUAUUCUUCCUAAAGUGCAGUGCUUAGCAGUGUACACAUACAAAAAACUAGAACUCUUGGUUCCAAAAUGAUACCUUUUAUUAGACCAACUGAAAAAUGGCAAGAAAAUUGUCCUUUUCUGCAAGCUUUCGGGAAUCAAAGUCCCUUC